Lindgomyces ingoldianus is the source of this 440-nucleotide messenger RNA. RefSeq lists its product as uncharacterized. The transcript is spliced from 4 exons. Bases 108 to 440 code for a protein of 110 amino acids. NCBI's taxonomy places the organism in Eukaryota, Fungi, Ascomycota, Dothideomycetes, Pleosporales, Lindgomycetaceae. The record is from RefSeq and is a predicted model, not a curated record.
GGGAGAUCGUGAAAUGAGAACAACGGUCCGAACAGUGACAAAGGAGGAGCUGGGGUUGAAGUCAGCAUUCAUGUUACUAAUGCAAUUCUUAUCCAUUCGUUAUUUCCAUGCAAGCGCCGGGCGUAAAUAAUGCUCCAGUCUAUCGUUGGUGGUGUGAAGUGUCGGCCCCUGCCAGGUUAUCUGAGCUAGCUCCAAAGGGCUCGGCUCGUGCUCCCCUGCUAUUCUUCAGCCUCGUACGGAGUAAUGAGAAAAGUAAGGCCGCCGGUCGGAGCCGGAGUAAGGGAAAGCUCUGGGCACGAGGCUGUUUUCACGGCCUCAGCCACCAGCCACCUGUUUCCAAUAGGAGAAGUGAGAGGAGGAUGGGAUUUUUCUCAAUCGUUAUGCUCUCAUGGUUCGACAACCCAUCAGCUAAGCUCCUCAAGUCCAAGUGGUUGAGCUGA